UGGGUUUCUGGAUAACCAUUUCAUCAGAUAUUUAACAGGAAGAAGAUUGGACUUUACUUCUCUCUUAACAAACCAAAAUUCUCAGCAUGGCUUUGCUCGACUGUAAAAGAUCCAGGUGCAAUCUCCUCCAGAGCGUUUUACUUUUGGCUUUGAUUGGACUUUCUGGUGUUAUGAUAACAAAAUUCAUCUCUAAUAAAUGUGAUAUUGCGGACAUCCAAGGUGAAUCAGACAGUUCCAGAAGUCUGCCCUGCAAGGAUCAUUUUUACAAACAAAUCAGCUUGAGAGCAAAUGGCGCAGGUAAGGCAAAUUGCACCAGAAUUACUAAGGGGGAUUUAGAGGCUAUUGAUGAAGGAUUAAAACUGAAUAAAGAGGUGAUAAAUCCUGAUUUUCAUUUUAAUGAAAGCAGUUACAUAAACAUGACUACAGACUGCAGUUAUUUUAAGAAAAACAGAAAAUAUAUGCCAUUUCCCAUGAGCAAAGAAGAGGAGAACUUCCCUAUUGCCUAUUCUAUGGUUAUACAUGAAAAGAUUGAUAUGUUCGAAAGGCUACUGAGAGCAAUUUAUGCCCCUCAGAACAUUUACUGUGUUCAUGUGGAUGAAAAGUCUCCUGCUGUAUUUAAGGAGGCAGUGAAUGCCAUUACCUCUUGCUUUGAUAAUGUAUUUAUUGCAUCCAAGUUAGUCAAAGUGGUCUAUGCUGCUUGGCCAAGGGUUCAAGCUGACCUAAACUGCAUGGAAGAUUUACUGCAGAGCAAAGUACUGUGGAAGUACCUUCUAAAUACUUGUGGCACAGACUUCCCAUUAAAGACUAAUGCUGAAAUUGUGAGAACCCUCAAAUCAUUAAAUGGAAAAAAUAGUAUGGAGUCUGAGAAACCAUCAUCAUCAAAAAAGACACGCUGGGAAUUUCAUUUUGAAGUGGGAGAUUCUAUAUCAAAGACAGCUAUUGAGAAAUCCCCACCGCCGAUUGACAGUCCAAUGUUUACAGGCAACGCGUAUAUUGUGGUUUGCCGAAAUUUCGUUGAACAUAUUUUUAACAAUCCACAAGCUCUGACCUUGAUAGAGUGGGUCAAGGAUACAUAUAGCCCAGAUGAACAUUUAUGGGCAACCCUUAAUAGAAUGCCAGGAGUACCAGGGUCUUCUCCUUACAGCGAUAAAUAUGAAAAAUCAGAUAUGAAUGCAGUGGCCAGAAUGGUAAAGUGGGGGUACAUGGAAGGGGACAUUGCAAAGGGAGCACCUUACCCACCAUGCACAGGUACACACAGGAGGUCAAUUUGUGUGUAUGGUACUGGGGAUCUAUAUUGGUUGCUGGAACAGCAUCAUGUGUUGGCCAACAAGUUUGAUCCUAAAGUUGACAACAUUGCUCUUGAAUGCCUUGAAGAAUAUUUAAGACACAAAACUGUUUAUGGAAAAGGUCUUUAAUGUAAGGGGAGCAUUACAGAGAAAAUGUUGCAAAUGAUCAACCCUUAUUGCAGACAAAAACCUAAGAGGAGUUUGUUUACCUUAAGCCCUGACUACAGAGUGGGACUGUCCAUCAUUUUAUAAUAAGACGUAUAUAAUGCAUAUAUAUCUAUAUAUACACAUUCCAUGUUCAUGAGCCAUUAAGCUCUAUAACAGCUUUUAUCUAAGUCACAUUUAUUUUUUUAAGUGACUUUUUUUCCCUAUUCAUUAAAUCUAGGUUAUGUAUUGGUUGUAAUAAUUUAUGUUAUAUUGAUUUCAGGUCAUUGAAUUUGAGUUUAGGAAAUCAGCAGUGGAGCCAUACAAUUGUUCUAGUAUGUUAAUGUUAAGAAUAUUGAAAUAAAAGCUAAUAAGCAGCUAAUAUAUUAUCAUUUGAAUUACUAAAGUAAAAAUUGUUACAAUUUUUUUUUUAUUUUGUUUUUGCAAAAGUUGGUUAAUUUGGGGAAGAAGCAGGUGGUCUGUUCUUUUCCAGGCAAUAUAUAAUAAUAUACUGUAUAUAAGUCUUUUGAGUGUCUGCACUCCAAUGCUAAUCAAUUAACGUGGUGGGGUGCUCAUUCAAAUAAAUUAUAUAAAAAAUGCUUUCAAACUGGCACACCCUAUUUAAAAUUCAACUUUCUUUAUUGAGCACAUUGCACAAGAGUUCCUUACCUAGUGUAUAUAUAUAUAUAUAUGCUUGUUUAAGGGCUGGAAUAAAGUCUUUUUUGUAACAAUCAUUUUGUGGCAUUUGAUAAAAACAGAAGUGCAACUAUUUCACUUCAGGGCAGCUCUGUUAACCAUCAAACUGCAAAUUGUGCCGUAUUCCCAGCAAUUCAAUUCCCACAAUAUUUUUUUCCAAAUGCAAACCCUCUCACCUAUGAAUUGAUCAAUUGAUCUAACUAGUUAUUUAUCAUUGUCAGAGGCUUUGUUAAUUUAUUUACACAGACGUGUAAUCACCAUUAGUUAUCAAAACCCAUAGAAAGCUUUGGGCAAUGUUUACUUAAAUUUUUCCUGUUCUUUAUCAGUAUCAAUAGUUAUUAACUAACUGUGGAUGUGCUUUGCUAGCUGAUUGAUCUAAAUCAAUUCACAAUUAUAGUUUUAUCAUUUAUAAUUUACUUUGAUAAAUCUGACUUACUGAACCACUGCUUACUCCAUCAGAAGAUCAUUUAUGAUUAUUGUAAAUGAUUGUGUAGUUUUAGUCAGAAAACUUUUUCCAACUUUCAUUCGAACACCACCAAAAUAUCUAAAGAACAUUUUCUCUUUAGAAACUCCACCACUGCACGUGGGCAAUUUUUUUGCUGCAGCUUGUAUUAGACAACUCAUUGAGAAGCAAGCAAACGAAAUAUGAUUUAAAUACAGCAUGUCAAAUAAUUACAUUUUAAUUAAAGGUGGCUCCCAAAGCAAGAAAAGAGUUUGGUGAAAAGUAUGUCAUUUUAUAGGCAGGAGUGAUGAUGAAGGUUAAGCCUGUUUCCCUGGGCUGUUAGAGAUGGGCAACUACACUCACACUGCAAUACUUCCUUUAUAAUAGGAUCAUUUUGAUAAAAUUCUCUCAUUUGAUCAUGGUCCCAGGAACACACCUAGUGCACUGACUGUAACAGUUGGUCCAAGGAGAAUAUCUUUACAUACACAUUAAAAAAUUGAAUAUUUCUACUGGUUCUAAUAAAACUGGAUAUGACAUUUGA
Molecule: messenger RNA, 3109 nt
Organism: Xenopus tropicalis (tropical clawed frog)
Lineage: Eukaryota; Metazoa; Chordata; Amphibia; Anura; Pipidae
Product: provisional ortholog of glucosaminyl (N-acetyl) transferase 3, mucin type
Exons: 1
Coding region: 87-1415 (442 amino acids)
Cellular component (GO): membrane; Golgi membrane
Molecular function (GO): beta-1,3-galactosyl-O-glycosyl-glycoprotein beta-1,6-N-acetylglucosaminyltransferase activity; N-acetyllactosaminide beta-1,6-N-acetylglucosaminyltransferase activity; glycosyltransferase activity
Source: RefSeq, a predicted model, not a curated record